GGCACUUUGCUCAUCAAUGAAUUUGGCUAAACUUUCACCAUGAGGUCGGCACCUGUCGCUCGUCUUCAAGUAUUGCAGCAAUGAAAUCGUAGAGCAUACUCUCACCUCGACCAUCUGUCUGUGUGUGUCUCCCAAUCUCUCCCGUCAUGUCUGACCCUAGGGAUGCCCCUCAAGUGAGCCGCAGGAUCAGCGAGGUCCUUCCCGAUGAUCGACAGGACGGCUCUAGUAGUGAGGAUGACUACAACAGGAAGAUAGAGGUGGUCUUCGAUAGUGAGGUUGUCCGCCGACGCAAAUCCUCAACCGUGCUCGCUGAAACUCCUGUAAUCGAGAAGCCGAAGAGAAUCCAGGCUGCGCGCACCAAGUCCCAGUGCUUGGUCCACAAGCUGGUCGAGAAAAGCUCGUUGGGUCAACAGCCCAAAGUCGAAUCAAAGCUCGAACAGAUCGACGAAAUAGAGCCUGCUUCAAGGCUGGACGCCAAUGGACAGAACUCGGGCAAAGAGGAGGUCCGCGCGACAGAGUCCCGGCUGCUCACGAAGAAACAGUUGAGUGACAUGGCCAUGAGUGUGAGGACAAUGGCGAAGCGGCUGGGCAAUCUCAAGGUCAAGCUGCGGGUCCGGGCCAUCUUCCUGCUCACCAAGAUUUAUGACAAGACGUUGAUUACCAAAACGAAAGAGGUGACGAGGUGGCUGCUUUCCAAGGACAGAUCUGUACCUUACAUUGUGUAUGUCGAGGACAGCUUGAAAGACAACCCGGCCUUCGAUGCUGAGGGUAUUUGUGCCGAGGACCCUUCCUUUCGAGAACGUCUGAGGUAUUGGGAUGCCGAACUGGCCCGGAGACACCCCCAUACAUUUGACUUUGUGGUAACACUGGGUGGUGACGGGACAGUCCUUUAUGCGAGCUGGCUGUUCCAGAGAGUGGUGCCGCCUGUGCUAUCCUUUGCGUUGGGCUCGCUGGGAUUUCUCACCAAAUUUGACUUUGAAAACUACCAGCAUAUACUCUCACAGGCUCUUAAGGAUGGCGUGACGAUCAGUUUGAGAUUGCGGUUCGAGGGCACUGUGAUGCGGACCAACAGGCGAGCCGACGACGCAGAAUGCCGAGACAUUGUGGAAGAACUGAUCGGCGAGGAAGCCGAUGAUCGAAACACCCAUAGACCGGACCGGACGUUUGAGAUUCUGAACGAUAUCGUGGUUGACAGGGGUCCCAAUCCGACAAUGUCAACCAUUGAACUUUUUGGAGAUGAAGAACACCUUACGACUGUGCAAGCUGAUGGGAUUUGUGUCGCCACUCCCACAGGAUCGACUGCUUACAAUCUUGCUGCGGGAGGUUCACUGUGUCAUCCCGAGAAUCCAGUUAUUCUCGUCACAGCCAUCUGUGCCCAUACUCUAUCAUUCAGGCCCAUUAUUCUCCCGGACACGAUUGUUCUUCGAUUGGGGGUUCCUUUUGAUGCACGAUCGAACUCGUGGGCAAGCUUUGACGGGCGGGAGAGAAUUGAGCUAUUUCCAGGCGACUAUGUGACCAUUUCGGCCUCUCGAUAUCCGUUUGCUAAUGUCAUGCCACCUGGGCGCCGAAGUGAAGAUUGGGUCAACAGCAUCUCAAGGACUUUACAGUGGAACUCAAGACAACGGCAGAAAGCGUUUCAUGAGUGGGGCGGUGUAAAGACAGUGAAGGAAGCGGCCAGCAAGGAGUAAUAAGCGCAAGACCAGUCGAGUCCGAGAUCCCAGACGACCCGGGCUGAUAUAGACUAGAAUUUCGAGGGGCCGCAGAUAACGAGAUGGAGCGGGUUAUGGUCCUGAGGAGCUUACCCAGAGGUGACCACCCGGGACUCAAUCUGAUGCCAUGACUUUUCAGGAGAACCAACGAUGAUGAAGGGGGGCAGAAAGGCUUGUUGAUGGAGUUGUUAUAUGACGAUAUAUCAUUGCGGGAACAUGCGGCACCACGCUGCUGCGACGCUCGAGCAAGACAAUAUACCCAAGAAACAGAUUGAGGCUGUUGAAUCAUGGUUGCCAGUCCUGGUGUCGCCGAUCAACGCCUUUUUCUUUGUCCUCUGUCUGCCUCAACCUUGCCAGAUUCCAGGCAUAUUCGCAGCUUUGCUCCCUUAUGGCUCGACU
Messenger RNA from Cladophialophora immunda, 2108 nucleotides. RefSeq lists its product as uncharacterized. The record is from RefSeq and is a predicted model, not a curated record. Gene Ontology annotation, biological process: NADP+ biosynthetic process; NAD+ metabolic process. Lineage: Eukaryota; Fungi; Ascomycota; Eurotiomycetes; Chaetothyriales; Herpotrichiellaceae. Gene Ontology annotation, molecular function: NAD+ kinase activity. The transcript has 4 exons. The coding region runs from base 147 to 1688 and encodes 513 amino acids.